Aspergillus thermomutatus is the source of this 2367-nucleotide messenger RNA. RefSeq lists its product as uncharacterized. NCBI's taxonomy places the organism in Eukaryota, Fungi, Ascomycota, Eurotiomycetes, Eurotiales, Aspergillaceae. The record is from RefSeq and is a predicted model, not a curated record. The coding region runs from base 1 to 2367 and encodes 788 amino acids. The transcript is spliced from 7 exons. Gene Ontology annotation, biological process: mRNA splicing, via spliceosome. Gene Ontology annotation, molecular function: RNA binding. Gene Ontology annotation, cellular component: nucleus.
AUGUUAGGACAUAACCAAGUCCGGGUGGAGCUUAUUUCAACGGCGGACACAAAGAAUGAUACUGAAACCCUUGUUCGAGCGAAAGCCAAUAGCCUGAUCGUCAGGACCGAAGCUGUUCGUGCUGCUCUGGCGAAUAGAAUUUUAGAGAAGUCUGGAGGACCUUGGCUUUGGGCUGUCUUGGUUCUCAAUGAGUUAUCCGACUCACAUUCGGAAGAGGAAAUCCGCUUGGUCCUUGCGGAAGUGCCCAAGGACAUGGAAGAUCUUUACUUGAGAACACUGGACUUGAUGUCGCAAGCCACACGUGGGAAGAGGCUGAUUAAAGCUAUCCUUGCCUGGGCUACAAGCGCAACGCGAUCUCUAACCGUGAAAGAGCUUGAAGAAGCUUUGAAACUAGAUAUCACUGAUAUAUUGCCUAAAUUGCAAGAAAUGAAGAAGGCCAGCGCUCUCCUCCGCGAGGCCCAGCUGCAGAUCGACGACGCGAACCAUCCAGAGACCAAGUCGAUCCCCGACCUCGCUAUCGAAGCCGCGACCGUGAUGACUAUCGUCGGCGACCGUCUAGAUCACCACCACCACCGCGACGCGGCAGGCCGGCCUACAGAGAUCGUGAUCGAGAGGGAUAUCGUUCACCCGGAUACAGCCGGAAUUUCGAAUGAGCUCAAAGACUUUUACUACGUCGAGGGUCUAGAAGAAGUUCGGGUGAUCCGUGACCGACAAACCAAGAAAUCACGGCAACUUGGCUUCCUCAGAUUUAGGAACCUUGACUUUGCACGCGACUUUAUGGAGCGCAACUUCCCAUCGAUCUAUCUGCAUGGACCUAAUGCCGGCAAUAAUGACAAGGGUACCAAAGUCCGCAUCGCCUAUAGCCGUGAGAGGGAGGAUCGCGCUCGUGCCAGGGCCGAGGGUGACUGGACAUGCAAAAUGUGUGCUAUUGUUAACUACUCGACUCGCAAUAAAUGCUUCCGAUGCUCAGCGCCUCGACCUGAGCCUGGCCCGGCCGGUCCGCCUGGAAUUGCUGCUCCGAAGGUUGAGAACAACGGCGACAACGAUGCGGCUCCAGACAAUCAGCCUUCGCAAUUCCUUCUCUUCCGAGGGCUUGAGCCUUCUGUCACCGAGGAGCUUCUUGCAAAGGGCGUGGCUAAGCUCUAUCGACCUGCUUCCAGUUCGGAUGGAUCUUCGGGAAACCAGAGGAAGGGGGCCAAGGUGGCUUCCACCACCGGUGAUUCCAAUCUGGGGGCAAGAGAUGGCUCUAUUCGCCGUGUCUUACUGGUCAGAGACCGCAAAAGCAAUGAGAGCUGGCGCUACGGAUUUGCGGAAUUCGCCACUGUUCAGGAUGCCCAAGCGGCUGUUGCGCGACUUCAUUCAUUUGAAAAAUUUACCAUCUCCUCAAAGCCUGUUCUUGUAAGCUACAUACACGCUGGCGUGUUUGUACCUGUCAUCAAUCCUUCGGCGAGCACGGAUCGAUUUACCUUCAGUCCCCUCAGCAACCCAUCCUUGAAGCUUAUGUACUGGGACGAGGAGGCAUAUGUGACAGAGUUGACGGUGUCAACUGCCGAGUUGGACAAUAACCAAGUCUCAACCGCGCAGGGCCAAGCGGAAAACCAAGGGAAAAGUACGAAAGACGCAGAGAAGGCAAAGAAGCGAAAAGCAGAUGCCGCAGCAAGCGCAGCGUCCAAGAAAGUUGCCGUUCCCUCUCAUCUGCAGUUCUGGAGUAAUCGGCAUGCUGAGCUGCAUGGCAUUCAGAAAAAGGACGCAGACGAGAAGGGAAGCGACGGCGGCGCGGAAAGCCGAGAGUCGCCGGCCGACUCUGCGGCUCCUCCCGCACAAUCCUACGCGGAUUUGAAUCGGAAUUGCUGCUAUCUGUGCAUGCGGCAAUUCAAGAGCUCGGCUGAAGUCAACAGACACGAACGUCUCAGUCAGCUGCAUCGUGAUAAUUUGCAGAAUGACGAAUUGAAAUCCAAAGCAAUGGGCAAGCUCAUCAAACAUGGCAUCGUUCAGUCUACCCCCGAGUAUAGGGACCGUGCGAAGGAGCGUCGAAAGGCGUUUGGCAGCUCGCGAACGUCGACCAAGGCCAAGCCUGCUGCGCCGAAGGAGGAAGAUGAGCCACCAGUGGAGACAACAUCGAAGGGCGCGUCGCUCCUCAGUAAGAUGGGCUGGUCGGCCGGUUCUGGACUGGGUGCUCAGGGGACGGGCAUGACCGCCCCGAUAGCCACGGAGGUGUAUGCCCAGGGUGUCGGACUGGGUGCGCAAGGAAGCAAGCUGGGUGAUGCGGUCGAGGAAGCGGGACGCAACACACGCAACCGGUACGAUGAGUUCCUGGAGAAGACAAGGCAAACAGCGCGGGAGCGAUACGAACGGAUGGACAACUAG